CGAGGUCCCAGCAGCUGCCGGGAGGGAAGAUUUGGGACGGUUGCGGAGGACCAGGGAGGACCGCGGGGGACCGGAGAGGAUCGUGGAGGACUGCGGAGGUUCGUGGAGGCUCAGUGAGGCGAGUGGAGACCCAGGGAGGACCGUGGAGGCCUAGGGAGGUGCGUGGAGACCCAGGGAGGACCUGCAGAGGCCCAGGGAGGACUGCAGAGGCCCAGGGAGGACUGCAGAGGCCCACGGAGGACUGCGGAGGUUCAGGGAGGACUGCGGAGGCCCAGGGAGGACUACGGAGGCACGCAGGGGUACGUGGAGGCCGUGAGGCCAUCGGUGGCGUGCAGAAGCCGGGACCAGUGGAGGCGCCAAAGCCUGCAGAAGCCCACCGAGGCCUGAGGCAGCGGUUGGAGGCCAGCUGUGCGGCGAGUGUGCGUUUGUGUGUGUGUGUGUGUGUGUGAGCACACGAAGGCACCAGGUCCCAGCGUGCUGACUGACCCUACCCACUGGGGACACACUCCCUGAGGCGUCGCCGCCCUCGCUGCUGCUGCUGCUGCUGCUGCUGCUGCUGCUGCUGCUGCAUCACACAGACCCCAGCCGAAGCCCUCCCCAGUCGCCCCCAGGAUCCCCAGGGCAAGACAGGUCCAGGCCCAGGCCUCGCACAGCCUCCUAGAGCCGAGAUGAGUGAAAACCACGACGACGAGCUUCCUCCCGAACUGGAGAACCAGUUUAUCCUGCGCCUGCCCCCGGAUCAGGCCUCCAGGGUCAGGCAGAUCAUACGUUCUGGAAAUGCCGCCAUGAGAGAGAGACUAAAAAUUGACCUAUCUCCGGAUGCACGGCACGCCGUCCUUCAGGUGGAUGACGUUUCGCUGUCCGCCAGAGUCGUCGAUUUGCCCUGUGUGAUUGGAAGCCUGAAAACUCACGACAGGAAAACCUUUUAUAAAACGGCGGAUAUUUCCCAGAUGCUUGUGUGCAGUGCCGAGGGCGAUCCCCGCUCUUCUCCAGAAGAACCAGCCCCUGCUGCCGGGGCUACGGCCCUGGGACGCCAAGGGGAGACAGGGAACAAAUAUACUUGGAAGCAUGGCAUCACCCCACCACUGAAGAAUGUCAGAAAGAAGCGGUUUCGGAAACCGACAAGAAAGCUCCCGGACGGGAAGCAAAGUGAAGGUGGCUGUGGUGGCUACGUUGACUCGAAAGAUGUGGAAAAGGAAGUGAAGAGACUGCUGCGUUCAGAUGCCGAAGCCAUCAGCAGCCGAUGGGAAAUCGCUGUUGAUGAUGAAACCAAGGCAGUCCAGAGUCCAGACUGUAUUCCGGGGCUUCCGGUACCCACCGAAAUAACUGGGCAUAGCUCAUCAGAAUGUGCUGUGCCUCAGAACACAUUCCGUGAUUCUAGCCGUCAGGAUGACGAUCAAGAGAAGGAUGAGCAUAAGGAUGAGGAUGAAGAGGAAAGGGAUGGAGAGGAGGAGGAUGAAGAAGAAGAGGAGGAUGGAGAGGAGAAGGAAGAUGAUUUGGAAAGGGAGCUACAAACCAAGUUUAUUGAGUUUAGCUUGUGCGAAGCUAAUGAAGGUCAUAGUUCAAUAAUUUUGGGAAUUCAGAAGCUGAUUCACUACAAGGAGAAAAAGCUCCAGAAGAUUCAGGGCAAAGCACAAAGACAGAAAGAUCUCCUCGGAAAAUUGGAAAACCUGACCCUCAAGAGUCAUUUCCAGUCUGAGCUAGAACAGCUCAAGUUGCAGGAGAAACAGAAGUAUGAGCAGAUCAUUUUCCUACAGGAGCAACUGAAAUAUUUUGUGAAGAAGUAAGACUGACUCCAUCAUCCAGACUGAAGACUUGGUGAAACUGUACACUUCCCUCUAGUUACCGUAUCUUGAAUUAACAGUUUUUUCCUUUGAACAUUUUGCUAAUUGUAAUGUUUCAAGAACACAGUCAUGUAGAAAAGGACAGUAUAAAAAUGUGAUAAAAGGUUCCAGUUGAUUAUGGAGCUUGGAUUCUCUUGGUUGAGAACUCCAUGUAUUGCUUCUCUGUUAUAAUUCUAUCAGAUAAUUUAGCUGUGCUUAACAAAGGGAGACAGUCUAGCUUAUAAAACCCUACAGCUAGUUUGCAUUUGUCUAAACUGUUCAAAUAUUUGCUACAAUGUAGAAAAAAAUUUCUAGGUGUGGUGGCCCAUACCUGUAAUCUCAGCACUUGAGAAGUUGAGGCGGAAUAAUAAGUUCAAAGUCAGCCUGGGCUACAUAGCAGCUUCCAGGACAAACUGGUUUACAUAGACCUGUCUCAACACAGAACCAAUACUAGAUUCUGUUGAGAUGAAGACUGUUUUCGUGCUCAGGGAUUUUUGUUUGUUUAUUUGUUUUGCACGUAACUGAAUUUUGUACUAAUGUUGGCAGGUAUUAUCCUUAUUCUAAGUUUCUGUAUCCUAACCUCACUAGAAAAGAUGAAGAAAAGCCAGAUGCCUGUAAUGCCUAGGAAGACUUCCUUAACAAUCCUGGGCUUUUUGGCAGUGUUGUUUUAAAGCUUAGUCUGUAUUCUUUAAGCAAAAAAUAAAUUUUUUGAAUGGAAAUAAAAGAA
Messenger RNA from Peromyscus leucopus (white-footed mouse), 2550 nucleotides. Its product is annotated as transcription initiation factor TFIID subunit 7-like. The record is from RefSeq and is a predicted model, not a curated record. Bases 669 to 1787 code for a protein of 372 amino acids. The transcript has a single exon. Gene Ontology annotation, molecular function: RNA polymerase II general transcription initiation factor activity. Gene Ontology annotation, cellular component: transcription factor TFIID complex. Lineage: Eukaryota; Metazoa; Chordata; Mammalia; Rodentia; Cricetidae. Gene Ontology annotation, biological process: RNA polymerase II preinitiation complex assembly; transcription initiation at RNA polymerase II promoter.